UGCUUAAUAGCAGCGUGGUGCACACUGGUCAGCUCUGUCGGCAAUUUCCAUGAGUAUAUGUUGGGUGACAUAAAUUCUUGCCCAACCUGCGAGUUAGUAACUGGUACAAUGGAGGUUGUUAUCUGCGGCCCCUAUAUAGUUCUGAAAUGGCAAGAGUUCUUGCCCAAUAAGCUGCCAAGGCCAUUAAAGUCCUUGAUCACAUGGCGUCCUAACGUCUGGAUAUUCAGAGACACAACCAUUCUUGUGAUCAUAUCUUAUCUGAUAUUACUGGACAUCAACUUGAGCUUCCUCUGGCUUUUCAUCUUUCCCGUCAUAGCCAUUGUUUUCAUACGAGCGGUCCGCUUCAAGUUCAGUCUUCCUACGUGCAGCAGCAAUCAUAAAGUUACUCACGGAUCUUCUAACGGCGCCGAGGAGACAAAAAUGAAAACUAAGAAGGUUGGGAUCAUAGUGAUCAUGACGCUCGGGGCGCUAUUGGGUAUGGACCAACUUCCAGACCAUGCAGCUGACGGGUUCGCCAUCUCCCAGUUCCUCAUUUUCCUAAGCUCCAUGGUGGCGGCACUGACGCGCAUGAUGAUGAAGCUGCGCGCUCGGGCCUCUUCGUUGGGCAUAACAACAGCGUCGGAGAUGCUCCACAAGACCCUGCUUAUCCUUCUACUAGUGACGGCACACACGGGGGCCGCAGAGUGGCUGGGCGAGGAUGUUGUUCUUCUCUGCUUGCCAGAGGUCAUCCCUGUACUCGGCUGGUUCAUUCUUCACAUUGACCGUAAACCAGACAGCAGCUCCAUCAUCAGUGUCGACAAAAUGAAGGCACGCAUAAAUUGGCUUGGCUUGAUCGGUGCAAUGGUGGGUGUUUUCGCGUACCUGUUGUUCACCAUGGAUGAAUCCGGCCUCUUCGGUUGGUGUAUGACAUUCCAGGUGUCAUGUGGCGUCUCAGGGAUCCUGACAUGCUACCUCGUGUUCAUGCUAAACCACUGGACGAGGCAACAAGUUGCACCUGCUAGUAAGGAGGAUGGGGCUUCCGGUAUGCUCAAGUUAUGGGCAUGUGCUUUGCUGAUAGCGUGGGCUGCGUCGCUGCUGCUCGGGUAUCUGGUUUCCCGCCGGCUUGGCCUGCAACUACCACUGCAUGCGACAGCUAUGUAUGUUGGCAAUCUUUUCGGCUUUAAGUACUCACAUUAG
This is a messenger RNA of Triticum aestivum (bread wheat), 1176 nucleotides long. RefSeq lists its product as uncharacterized. NCBI's taxonomy places the organism in Eukaryota, Viridiplantae, Streptophyta, Magnoliopsida, Poales, Poaceae. Bases 58 to 1176 code for a protein of 372 amino acids. The record is from RefSeq and is a predicted model, not a curated record. The transcript has a single exon.